CCUUCGUAAAAACUUACAUAAACCCUGUCAGUGGCGCCAUGAUACAUUGCCGUAGCUUAUAUUUUUAGGGUUUUCUCGCAAGCAUCUUGUUAUUUUGGGUGGAAGCCAAAUGAGACUAACAAAUGGCCUCACCCGGUAACUGACAUCUGCUAAGAAGCUAUUGUAGAGGCGUGUCCCUGGUUAACUACGGGCUUUAUACGUCGGUGGUUCACAUAUUCUACAUUGUCCAUAGGUCCGACACGGCACGGGCAACCAUGGCCACCGACAUGAUCGAAAACAUCACAAAGGUUCUGGUGCAGUCUGCCAAGCUGGUGGAGGAUCAGGUGGAUGCAGAGUUGACCAAACUUAACGAAAUGGACGAAGACGACUUUGAAAAAAUGAGGGAACGACGACUCGAGGCACUAAAGAAAGCCCAGAAACAGAAGCAGGAGUGGUUGUCUAAAGGACACGGAGAGUACCGCGAAAUUCCCAGUGAGAAAGAGUUCUUCGGUGAGGUGAAGGAGAGCAAGAAAGUUGUGUGUCAUUUCUACAGAAACUCCACUUUCAGGUGAUGUCACUUUUUUAUUAUAUUACCUCUCU
This is a messenger RNA of Hippocampus comes (tiger tail seahorse), 579 nucleotides long. RefSeq names its product thioredoxin domain containing 9 (gene txndc9). Bases 255 to 551 code for a protein of 98 amino acids. The transcript has 3 exons. Lineage: Eukaryota; Metazoa; Chordata; Actinopteri; Syngnathiformes; Syngnathidae. The record is from RefSeq and is a predicted model, not a curated record.